GUUGCGGAGACGCAGAAGCUUUUGGGCCCAGCUGUGCAUGCGGCGCCGGUGUUGGACUCUUUUGCGCUGAGCCAUUCUUUGUGUGACUGGCAGCAACAGACGGAUCGCAAGUUGCAGCGCCGGGCAAAGCCGCGUCGAUCAGUGCAGGGCUUGCGGCAGUUGGCUGGAACAGCGUUGGCUGUGGGCGGAG
Molecule: messenger RNA, 190 nt
Organism: Durusdinium trenchii
Lineage: Eukaryota; Dinophyceae; Suessiales; Symbiodiniaceae
Source: the annotation of a GenBank genome assembly